Messenger RNA from Austrofundulus limnaeus, 626 nucleotides. RefSeq names its product follicle stimulating hormone subunit beta (gene fshb). Gene Ontology annotation, cellular component: extracellular region; cytoplasm. Lineage: Eukaryota; Metazoa; Chordata; Actinopteri; Cyprinodontiformes; Rivulidae. Gene Ontology annotation, biological process: ovulation; G protein-coupled receptor signaling pathway. Gene Ontology annotation, molecular function: hormone activity. The coding region runs from base 229 to 591 and encodes 120 amino acids. The transcript has 3 exons. The record is from RefSeq and is a predicted model, not a curated record.
CCUCAGCUUGUUGACAGGAAAAAGACGGGGAUUUGGCUUCRAGUCCAAAACAGGUAGGCGAUGCAGGGCCGAUGCAAGGUCGAGCAGAUUAACAGGAUUAUGAGCAGCAGUAUUUGAAGAAGUGAAGGAGUGACAGAUGUUCAGAGAGGGACAGAAGAGGCAGCACUUUCAGCUGAGUUCAAAGCAACACCGGAGCUCCACAGGUGUCUACGCUGCGCCAGGUGGAGGAUGCGGCUGGUUGUCAUGGCAGCGCUGCUGGUGCUGGCGGAGGCGGAGCAGGGCUGCAGCUUAGUCUGUCAUCUGAAGAACGUCAGCAUCCCCGUGGAGGGCUGCGGCCCCGUCAAGUUCAUCCACACCACCAUAUGUGAAGGACUGUGCUACCAAGAGGAUCCCAUAUACGACAGCCAUGUCAACCUGCCUGAACAGCACGUCUGCAACGGGGACUGGUCCUACGYGGUGACCCAUAUUGACGGGUGUCCGAUGGGCAUCACCUACCCGGUGGCCCGGAGCUGUCACUGUAGCACCUGCAACCCAGAAACCACAGAGUGCUCACGCUUGCAUGCAGACGUUUGUUCAUCCAGCCUCUACUGAUUAGCUUUGGGUCACUUGGCACUAAAAUAAAAUUA